Molecule: messenger RNA, 1467 nt
Organism: Caenorhabditis briggsae
Lineage: Eukaryota; Metazoa; Nematoda; Chromadorea; Rhabditida; Rhabditidae
Exons: 6
Coding region: 1-1467 (488 amino acids)
Source: RefSeq, a predicted model, not a curated record
AUGGAUUCAUUAAUCCCUUCAACAUCUUCUUCCAUGCCGUCUGAAAAUGUCAAUGAAAGACAAAACGCUCAAGAACCAAUUUUGCCAUCACCCAACACAAGCUCCAAUCCGGACGCCGCAAUAAGUGCUGAUCCUGCGAGAAUCGACGAGUCAAACCCUGCAAACAUGAAUUGUCUUCGACGUGAAGCUGAAUCAACGAAGACAAAAUUGAAUGAUCAGGAGAACCAGCUCCGUACCAUUCGAACGGAGGUAGACACACAGAAGAUGGAGCUCGAGAAUUUGAGGACGGAGAAGAAGGAUCUGGAAAACGUGCUGACUACGACACGAACAGAAAUGGACACACAGAAGAAUAAGUUCAAUGCUCUGGAAUUAAAUUGGGCAAAUGAGAAGACACACCUAACAAGCGGUCAUGCUCUACAGUUGAGACAAAUGGUAGAGGCCCAUGCGGAGUCACUGCGGCUGAAAGAGGUUGAGCUUGAUGAAAAACAGGCUCUGGUAGAUGCCCUGACGAGAAGAAAUUAUAGAAUGAGAGAUGAAAUCAAUGAGUUGGAAGAAAAGCUCGAAGAAUUUAAGGACAUGGAACUGGAAGCGAUAGAUGAGCUGUUGACAGCCGAAAUUAAAUACUUGGAAUCAAAGAAACAAACGGAAGAGGCUAUCAACGAGGGAAAACGAAUGCAUUCUCUUCAAAUUGGAUGCGCACUAACCGCCGCCGUCUACCAGAACAGAUCUGCGAUAACUGAAUGGUCAAAGUUGGAGAAGAUCAUUUGUGAUCUGUCUUCAACUAUUCGAUCUUCUCUGAAGUGCCAAUUCCCGGACCUUCAAAGAGCCUUGGAUCUUUCCAGAGAGAUGAAGGAAAAGUACGAGGAAUCCCUCGACAAGAACUUGGAGGAUCAGAGAAGGAGAAAAUCUGUGGAUCAGGAGGAAGAGCCCAACAAAUUGGCCAGACCAACAAGAAAACGAGAAGCGGACAGACAACUCAUCACAUCUGGGAAAAGAGUUAAAAGCAUAAACCGAGAUACAUGGGCUCAAAGUUCUCAGAAGGGGGUCAUCCUAUUAGAGUGUCCAGAAGCUGUGAUCAAUUUUUCCUCUGUUGCUGCCCUUUCCGAUGUCGCUGAUUUGUACCUUCCUGUUCCAGGUCCUGGUGAAUUUCUGAAAUUCGUUUUUCCUUAUAAUUUCACCCAUUUCUUCCCACCAUGUCAUAUUGAUAUCCCCUGUUCCCCUGUUCAAUCAUAUUCCAAUGUUCUCCUCUCCUGGUUCCAACCGUCAUUUUCUUCUGUGAAUUUUAUUAUCAUUCCUUUUUUCCAGUUCGUGUCGAGACCCAUAGAUUUAUAUGUUCCUCAUUUUCUGUUUGUUUCGCUUGCAUCCCGUUUUCCCCCUACAGAUUCUCUCCCAAUUUCUGGUUUUUCAAUUUGUCCUGUAAUCAAAAAUAUCCCGAGUUUUUUCGAGUUACUCUUUUCAAGUCCCUGA